ACGUCUUCUCUUCUGGAUUCCCAACGACUGAAUAGAGAGAGAGAGAGAGAUGGGCAGGAUAAAUCUGCAAGAAUUCAUCACCAUAGCAAAAGAAGGACUCGACAGAUCUUUCUUGGUAGCAAAAUUCUUGUGCUUCCUCCACGUCACCAACACCUACCUCUGCGCUCCUGUUAGGACACAGGGUCCUAGCAUGCUCCCGACCUUCAGUCUGAUGGGUGAUUUGGUCUUGACCAAACGGGUCUCGACCCGGUUCGGUCAAGUGGGUAUCGGCGAUAUCGUCCUUGUCCGGUCACCUGAGAAUCCUAGGAAGGUUGUGAUAAAGCGUGUCAAAGGCAUGGAGGGUGAUAGUGUCACCUACGUUGUGGACCCCAAAAACAGUGAUGCACGCCAGACUGUUGUUGUACCAAAAGGGCAUGUUUGGAUUGAGGGAGAUAACGUAUACAAUUCUUGCGAUUCAAGAAAUUUUGGGGCUGUUCCUUAUGGCUUGAUUCAAAGCAAAGUGUUUUGGAGAAUAUGGCCACGUGAAGGUUUUGGGUCAUUGGGAUGAAGUGAAGACCGAUAUCUUCUUAAGCAGGAAUGGAAACUACUGCAAGAAGAGUGUUUGAAACUCAAGCAGAUUUACAGCAAUUUGGCGAUCAUUAUGGUGAUACAAGACCAGAAAAGUUACCGAUUAUCUCUAGGGCAACUUGGCGAACAAGUAAAUCAGUUGGCAGAACAGAAUGCAGUAUCGAAGCUCUGCAAUCUGACAAACCCAGUCUUUUACGGCAUUUGCACAUUUUCAUUAAGUCUUUGCGAUAUGGGUUGGCGGGAAUUCCCUUUCUAGUUUCCUGGGUAUAGACUACGGCUUUUUCUUUACGAGAUGUCCACAGGGUUUGGAUUUUUAAGUGGCUUAUCCCAUGUCUGGAUCGUAGGAAAAGGAAGAUAAAAGAAUAGCAAAGAGUAUGGAAGAAGUUGUUUUUUUUCUUUUGGUAUGGUAAAGGAGCUUCUUAAUUAGGAGUUCCAUAGGGUCCACUGAUGUUACAAACCUUUGUGUGGUUCAUCAAGUGAAGCAAAAUAGGAUUCACCACGAUCCCAUUUGACAA
Molecule: messenger RNA, 1082 nt
Organism: Rhododendron vialii
Lineage: Eukaryota; Viridiplantae; Streptophyta; Magnoliopsida; Ericales; Ericaceae
Product: mitochondrial ATP-independent inner membrane protease subunit 1a-like
Exons: 5
Coding region: 50-547 (165 amino acids)
Cellular component (GO): membrane; mitochondrial inner membrane peptidase complex
Molecular function (GO): serine-type endopeptidase activity
Source: RefSeq, a predicted model, not a curated record